Molecule: messenger RNA, 1475 nt
Organism: Paramisgurnus dabryanus
Lineage: Eukaryota; Metazoa; Chordata; Actinopteri; Cypriniformes; Cobitidae
Source: RefSeq, a predicted model, not a curated record
CAGCCUAUGCAGUAGUACAAGAGUGAAUCAAUUCUGCCGAAUUGCUUACAAUGUGACAUUAACUGAAAACUGGAGAGGAGGCUAGGCAAGGCUGACAUGACUAAAUAGUUAUAUGAGAGGAUGACGUUUACUUUAGCCUACAUAGAUUACAUGUGUAGGUCAACGAGCAUCUCUUGGAUUUUUUUGCUGAUUCCCCUUCGCACAGUGAAUGGAGGUUUUCAAGUGACAGGGUGUAAGGGCCAUUAUACAAAAUUGUCCUGUCCAGUUCAAGCUUAUAUUAAAAACAACACUGAGAUUAAUAUACUUUGGAAAAAACGGUCUGGUGAAAAGGUGAUCGGGCAACGGUCUGGAGUGAGUGAAACAGGUGACAAAUUCCAGAAGAGAACUGUAAAGAUUGAAGAUGACUUUUCUCUUUUCAUUGAAAAAUGUGACAAGUUGGAUGCAGAUCUGUAUAUUCUCUGCAUCGAUGGAAAACCAAGAUGUGAAGUACGACUAUAUGUCAGUGAGUCAAGUCCACAAUGCAUGCAAUCAAAACAAAACUCAACAGAAUCAACUAAAAGCUCCAAAGUCCCUGCUGUGCAAAAACAAGUUCUCACAGAUGAAAAACACACAACAAAAAACCACACAAAAAAAGAAAACAUUGCAACUGUCGCCAGAUGGACUGUUUUUAUUCCAGUGUGUUUGUUUGGAAUGGUUUGUUUGUUUGUUAUAUUUUUGUUCAUUAAAUUUCCCAAACAAAAAGAUACUACUGAAAAUGAGAAAUCAGAAUCUAAACUUCUUAAUACAGUCAUACAUACCUAAGUGUCAAAACUUGUCCUCUGAGUUUAACUUUAGUUAUGACCCAACAGCUUCCCACAAGGAUGAACAUCUGAACCACUGUACUUUUACUUUCAUCUUUAUGGGAAACUCUUCGUUCAUGACAAAAGUCAAAAUCAGAGGACAAGUAAUGAACAUAAAAUUUGUAACAGUAGGUCAUAUUUUCAGAAGACUUUUAAGGUUGACAGAAAUGUAUGUCCCUAAUUCCCAUGACAAAAAACAAUUCAAAAUAACCACAAGUCAUAGAAGUAGACAGGUUCAAAGUAUUUUAAGUGUAACCAAAUGUAAAAAUAGUUCAGAUAGUUUGCCCAAUGAAAACCUGUGCAUAUAUCUCUGUGAAUCUGUUAGAAAGAGAAUUGUAAAUAGUCAUGUAUGCUUAGCUCUGUAUAUUCUGUGUAUUCCAUCUGAGAAGAAAUCAGCAGAUAAUUAUAACUUACAAUUUUGUUAUAAAAUGUAUGAUUUUGGGGUAUUCUAUGGGAUUUGGUAUUUCUAUUUUAUAAAUAGGUUAGAAAAAUACAUUUACAUUUAUAUAUUUUAUAUAUUGUAUUUGAAAAUUUUAUGUGUGAACUACAUGUAUGUGUUUUCUAUACAUGUUAAAUAUAUACCAAUGUGUAUAAUAUAUAUUUUUUACUUUAAUAAAAUAUUUUUUAUAAAACCUU